AUGUCAAGACCACGCCAUUUAACAGGGAACAGAGCUGAGCCGUUGAAGGCGAUCGUAGAGGGAAGGCGCAUCUACGUUGGAAACCUGCCCUACCGAGCAAAAGAAGAGGAUGUGACAGCUUUCUUCCACCAAGAGGGGAAUACCCUGGGCCUCGCAGCAAUCGAUAUCUCCAUUGACCCAUUCAAUGGGCGGAACCCAUCAUAUUGCUUCGUGGAGUUUGACGAAAAAGCGCAAGCAGACCGAGCGAUGCAGGAACUCAACGGGCGAAUGUUCAUGGGCCGCCCGCUGAAAAUCAAGCCUUGCGUGCCCAAGAUCGACCGACUAAACCGGGAGGGCAAAUCUGGCUAUGUGUUUGAUCGCUGGGAACGAAAAGAUGCUCCAUCUCAUUACAGAGGGUACUCUGGUCAAUGGCGCCGUCUACAUGUCAAUGGACUUCCCAAGCCUUCAACACAGUAUGAGAUGAACCAGGAACUUCGCGAGUUCUUCAAAGGCUUUGCCGUCGAAGCUAUAAUCAAGACUAUUUGCCCGCACUACUUGGGUUACCGUGCUCCGGGCACUACGCACUGCGCUCUGGUUGAUUUCCCCACUGCUGAAGAGGCGGCGAAGGCGAUAGGGAAAUUGAACGGUGCUGUUGGGCCCUGGGGAAGUGUUUUGACGCGCAGCAUGGCCAAGAGAGAUUGGGACGCGAACCCGGAGCCUCGUCGCAAGCCACCCCUGGGAAAACUAGAAGGUUGA
This is a messenger RNA of Aspergillus calidoustus, 735 nucleotides long. The record is from the annotation of a GenBank genome assembly. NCBI's taxonomy places the organism in Eukaryota, Fungi, Ascomycota, Eurotiomycetes, Eurotiales, Aspergillaceae.